Cutaneotrichosporon oleaginosum is the source of this 2137-nucleotide messenger RNA. RefSeq lists its product as uncharacterized. Lineage: Eukaryota; Fungi; Basidiomycota; Tremellomycetes; Trichosporonales; Trichosporonaceae. Gene Ontology annotation, cellular component: small-subunit processome; nucleus; sno(s)RNA-containing ribonucleoprotein complex. Gene Ontology annotation, biological process: rRNA processing. The record is from RefSeq and is a predicted model, not a curated record.
CCGACACCAACACCCACCGCACAAUGUCGCAGGACACCGCCGCGACCAUCAUACCCUCGCUGGAGGCGUUCGCCGCCCUCCUCUCGACGCGGGAGCACAAGCUCGCGCGCGGCGGCGACGCCGAGCUGGCCGCGCACGCCCUCGCCGCCGCCAAGCACAUCUGUGACCUCGGCAUCGCGACGGAGGCGCGCUCGCACCCGCACAUCCACCCGUUCAUCGCGUCCAUCGACACGGGGAUCACGCUGCGCUCGGCCCAGCCGCCUGCGGAAAAGCCCGCGCCGGAGGACGUGUUGCCGUACACGCCUCUCAGCGAGCUCACUGUGGACGGCAUGGAGCACGAGCAGGUGUGGGCGCAGAUGGAGUUGCGGGCCGACGGGAUGUGUCGGAUCAUUCGCGAGGUCGCUGCGCCUGAGACGGAGGAGGAGAGCGUCAUGGGGUGGGAGGAGGACGAGGACGAGGACGACAGCACCGAGGAGAUGACGAUCGAGGAGUGGGAGAAGAUGAUGGCGGAGGGGGGGUAUGAGGAGGGCAUGUCGGAGAGCGAGGGGGACAGUGAGGACGGAAGUGAGGGGAGUGAGGGGAGUGAGGACGAGGAGUUGGGCAGCGACGAGGACGUCGAGAUGGGCUCCGGCUCUGACGAGGAGGUGUCGUUGGACGGCGAGGCGGAGGUUGACGGCGACGAUGACGACGUCUCCGACGACGAUGCCCAAGAGGACGACGGCUACGCCCCCGGUCCGUCCAAACCACGCGCCCAACACCCGACGCUCGACGACACAUUCUUCUCGAUCGACGAGUUCAACCGCCAAACCGAGGAGAUGGAGGCCGGGCGGGUGACGUCUGGCGCGCUCGGCGGCGACGAGGACGAGGAUGCUGAGCUCGACGACAUGGGCGCCAUGUUCCUCGAGGAGGGCGAGGAAGACGACGCGCCGCUCAUGUACUCGGACUUCUUCGCGCCGCCGCCGCGGCCCGCGCCCAAGGACGAGAAGGGCGGUAAGGGCAAGGGCAAGGCAAAGGACGACGGGAAGAAGAAGAGCAAGCGGAAGGUCGCGUUCGCCGACGAAGACGAGGACGAGGAGGAGCCAGAAGAUGAGGAGGACCCGUCGCGCGGGAUCAUGAACCGCCUCAAGGCGGAUCUCUUCGAUGACAGCGAGGACGAGGGCGAUGCGCAGCGGGUCCUGUCGACGCACGAGCGGCGACAGCGCGAGCUGGCGGAGCAAAUUGCGCAGCUCGAGUCGGAGGCGAUCGGGCCGAAGGAGUGGACGCUGCUCGGCGAGGCGUCUUCGCGUGCGCGUCCCGAAAACUCGCUGUUGGAAGAGGACCUGGACUUUGAGCACGUCGCCAAAAUCGUGCCGACUGUGACGGAGGAGAGCGUGGCGAACCUGGAGGAGCUGAUCAAGAAGCGGAUUCUCGACAACAACUUCGACAGCGUGGUGCGCGUGCGCGCGUACGACCCCACCCCGUUCCUCCCGUCCCGCUUCUUCGAGCUCGACGACAAGCAGAGCGCGCGCUCGCUCGCCCAGAUCUACGAGGACGAGUACACGGCCGCCGCGUCGGGCGGGGCAGCGGACGCGCGCGACACCAAGCUCGCGGCGCAGCACGAGGAGAUUGAGGCGCUGUGGAACGACAUCUGCUACAAACUCGACGCGUUAUCGAGCCUCACGUUCGUCCCGAAGGCGCCGAAGGCGGCGAUCCGCACCGUCGAGAACAUCGCGACGACGAGCAUGGAGAGCGCGCUCCCGUCCACCCAGGGCGCGGGGAGCAUGCUCGCGCCCCAGGAGAUGUUUGCCGCCAAGGCUGCCGAGCUUGUCGCGCGCGACGAGCAGACGCCGGAGGAGGCCAAGGCUGCCCGCGCAAAGGCGCGCCGCGGCAAGAAGGCACAGCGCGCCAAGCUCGCCGGCGCAGAGGCACUGUACUCCAAGAAGAGGAAGACUGUGCGCGAGCAGAAGGACGAGGCGCUUCGCGGACUCGUCAAGUCUGGCAAGGGAGUUACCGUGCUUGGCAAGGGGGGGAAGGAGGAGGCCAAGCGCCGCAAGCGCGAAGAGGCGGGACCCGAUGCCAAGCGCCUCAAGCUUUAGGCGGCUGGACCAUAUGUCGUUGUCGCACUCUUACUGUAAGCAUAUGCAUUUGUGCCACCGUG